AGAUGUGAUCAUGUUUUUGUUCUCAAUUAUCUUGAGAAUUCAACUAUUUCAUUAAUUCAUUUGAAUGGAGACAGAGAGCCAAUACUGGUCACAGUUUUUUAAAAAUAGUGAGGUCCAGUGAUUGGUUACCAGUUCCCUGAAAUAAAGAGUGAGGUCUUUUAGAAAGCUAAAAAUACGACUCAAUGCACACAAGGUUGACUUAUGCUUUUUCAAUAAUUUCUCUAUUGCUUAAAGCCAAGUUCACAGGCAGUAACAGAAUUGUACAAGAACAACCCUUUUACUUGUUCCUUUUGGUUUAGUCAAACUUCACUACCAAUAAAAAAUGACCAAUGACCCAGACACCUUGCUCUUCUCCCAUCUGAACCAUAAAUGAAACAAAUGAUCUGGCCCAGUUUAUGUCUUUGGAUAUGGGAGGUAAACGAUACCCUAGAGGUUUUAUUCCUCUGGAAACUACUGCUGAAAGAUUAGAGGAGAAAUGAUCUUAUUGUCUUAAUCAAUCAAUCUGUAAGUUUUAGGGCAUGUACCUGUGAGUUUCCAGUUUAUAAGUGGAAAUUAUUCAUUUCCUGUCCUGUGUGAUUUAAUGUUACUAAUCCAAGAAUUUGGAAAGCUUUUUGCAGAAAUAGAAUGUGUUUUAUUGAUAAGAAUGUGUAGGACUCUAACCAAUUGCUGUAUUCAUAUCAUUGUGAUGAUAUGUUAUUCAAAUCAGGUACUCAGCAGGCGGAAACUACCCAUCAAGAUCCCAGGAAGCUCUGUUAGGGAUUCGGGUGCCCCUGCAGGUCAAUAAUAUUACAUAUCUCUGUCACUCUCUCCAGUGGUGACAUAUUUUUAAGUAGUCGGCAUCCCCCAUACAUGAUUCCUGCCACUUUUCAGGGACAUAAACAAUUUCCAUUUUGAAAUGUAUAACCAGAAUCCUGAUGAUUAGAGCUAAGCAGUGCAUUUAUCAGAACACACACACUGGCUUUGGACCAUUCAUGAAAUAGUAUUUCUUCUUAAAAGCAAAGAUCACCACCCAUGUUGUUAUUUCCUCUAUGAGAGUGUUUAAAUUAGAGCAAUAUUUUCACACUUCUUUUCAUUAUACUAUGUACACGUUCUAGAGGCCAGUCAGGGUUGGGAUCAUCUUGUAUUAUAUUUUAUAGGUUUAAAAUUUAAACCAUUGACAUUAUAUCCCAACUUACUGAAGACUUAUAGAUGUUGCACUAUUCUGGGUGCUGGGGGCUCUCAGCUGAACGUAGCUUCAGCACUUUGUUCUGGGUAUUGCAUGCCAAAAAAAGAAGCAACAAAAAGGCUCUGUGAAUAGGUGUUCUUUCCUUUGCGUAAUAAAGAGCAUUCUUCAAAACAGUGUGUUGGCUAGCCUGAAUUUUUCUGUGUAAAAAAGUCAAGUUUAGCCCUAUCAUCUGCUUUUAUGUCUGAACAGUUUUCCUUUGCUACACUUAGGUGCUUACAGCCGGUGGCAGUAGAGCUUUGUCCUGCCCACCACUCUGGUGGCUGCAGUGGGGAUCAUCACACUGCCCCAGAGUCUGCCCCCUGAUGCAGCUCAUUAGACCUUCAGCAGCUGCUCAAAUCCAUUAACAGUCACUUAAGCAGCAGGUUGAGGAGGCUGUGCUGCUAUGAGCUAAAAGUGGGGCUGUGAGCUGGGAAUGGGGAGGGCUCAGCUACCAGCACCUGGCAUAUAUAUUGUGUGAAAUUUGGGGGCAAUUUUUUUUAAUCGCAGAGAUAUUACUUGUUCGUUGUCACGUACAGUAGGUGGAAUGUGUUUUGCCACAACUUUUGCCAAAAAUGCUAUAUCAGGCUUAACGGUUCAUUUUGCCAGCAACUAUUGUAUAUGAAAUAUUUAGGUAAGGUAGAGUGCAUUCCAAAGUUGGUCAAGGUAUAUUCAUCCUUAAAUGUACUGAAAAAUGCCAUUCAAAUCUAUGUAUAUGUUUCUUAUUACUGUUUGAUCUCAGCUGAUAGUUGACUGUUCUUCAGUCCUGGAAACAUCCCUCUAUGUUCUAAAAAGCAAAGAAAAGUAAAUAGAAGCCGGCAGACCAGAUGCAGCUUAAAACAUACAAAUUAUUCCAGGACAUGAGCUGCUCUAAGACUCUAUUUUAAGAUCCAGUACUUUUUUUAUUUGUUUCAACAAGAGGGUUAGAGGAUAGAAAAUGCUUUAUUGAUGGAAAGUGGGAGCUGUCACACCCCCCACCUCCUCUACUCAGCAAAACUAAAAAAGAAAGCAAGCCCAUUCAAUUCCCAGCCAGAUCUUUAAAUCAUUAACAUCAAAUGGGAAGACAUUAUUUCUAAGCGAGAUGCAAAACCUUCGUAUCACUAAGUUUUUCACGAUUUCCCACUUUGACUUGUGUACGUGUCUUUAAUUCAGAUUUUUGAGGAAUCACCUUCAAAUGGGUUUCCACACAUUAAAAAGAAGAAGGAAAACCACCUGGGAUGAGAAACCGGCAUCUCCUCUAUCUAAAUACGGGGUCCUGUUAACUGCCUCUCGGUGGCUAACCGGGAAUUAUAUUGUGUGCAGUUUUCAUUUCAUGAUUCCAAACACAGCCAACUACAUCUAAACCAGUAAUUAUUAAAUUAUCCAUGUUAUCAAAGAGGAUGCAAACGCGGCUAGCAGAAUUGGCCGUACGAUUGUCUCCCAGGUCAUCACUCAGUGAUAAAGGGAAAAUUAGGCUAAGGAAGCUCCGGCAGCCAGGCGCUUUCCCCAGCCAUGAAGCUGCGCCCCACACAGUUAGUUGUCAGCGCGGUGGUGACGGCCACACCUGGCAGCGGCCACAGUGCCUCUCCUGUGAGCAAGGGCUGUGGCUCAGCCUCAGGAGCUGCUCUGUGCAGCAGCGGCGGUGGCAGCAGAGGGAGCCGAGGCGCUCCGGGCAGAGGAGGCUGGGGGAUCGCGUUGUCGGUGCUGCAUUCCCAAAAGCAGCGGCGCGGCCGGCGCCUUGUGAAGUUCCCGGCACGCACUCAGCCGCGCUGCUCCUCACCCUCAAUUGUUGAUGAGCCUUGGCGCUCGACAACGCACGGGAGACAACCCAUUUUGCUUUCUUAGAGAUAGGGAUGAGAAAUGAGCUGCCGAAGGAAUUUGGCAAGGAGGAGAGCGAAAGGCAGUUUGAUGCCAGCAGCUAAGUUGUAAAAUUGCUUUUGAGGCUGCUGCCCCGGGAGCACGAUAGAAUUGAUAAGAACAGACACCGUUGCAGACCGAAGGCAUGCCUGAUUGCACUUGAGUUGGAUCGCGGGGACGCAGCCUCCUCUCCUGCUCUAACUAUUUGUGGCUAACUAAAGGAAAGGAGACUAGAAACCCAGUCGCAAGUGGUGUACCUGAAAGGAAAACACAGACACUCCAAAAGGAGGGGAGGAACAGCCCAGCUGGUGUGUACAUUUUUUUUAAAGGAGAAUCCCUCAGCGAUCCAGAGCACUGACUUGGGCUAUACAACAAAAUGAGGAAAUCAGUUGUUUCAAAAUUCCACAUAUUACUGUAAUAACAACACUAUCAAAAUAUGACACUACAUGAAGUUAUGUGGAAAUGAGAGAGACUCGUGAAACCCCUUCUCCAAGAGAGAAUGUCUUUCAUAAAUGGAGCUUGGCUUCUGGUUUUCACAGGACAUUGACACUGUGGCAGAGCUACGCCUACCCUUCCUGCUAUUUUCAAUGAUUCACAGAACAUCUGAACAGUGAUGCUUGCCUUGGAUUUACAGAUUUCCAUCCUGAUACCUUGUUUACUUCUUUGGGGCAGAAAAGCUUGCUUUAAUUGCUCUCCAUGGUGGCUAAUCUUUUCAAGAGCCUGAUUUUACCUUACAUACACAAGCUUUGCAAAGGAAUGUUUACAAAGAAAUUGGGAAAUACAACCAAAAAAAAAGAGAAUCGUCAGCAGAAAAGGGAUGAAGACUUUCCUACUGCUGGCCUGACCAAAACCCCCAAACUUUCUAAUACCUUGAAAAGCACAGUAAAGAAAAUUGCAAAGUGUUCGUCCACUCGCAACUUAUCCACUGAAGAAGACGAGGCUAACAAAGAAUUUUCCCUCUCACCAACAUUCAGUUACCGAGUAGCUAUUGCCAAUGGACUACAAAAAAAUAUUAAUGUAAGCAACAAUGAUAAUGAACAUCUGCCUCAAGAGUUAUCUUCAAUUGAGAGUUCCUACUCAGAAUCACUCAAUGAACUAAGGAGUAGUGCGGAAAACCAGGCACAGUUAACACACACAAUGCCAGUCAGACGCAAUAGAAAGAGUUCAAGCAGCCUGGCACCUUCUGAGGGCAGCUCUGAUGGGGAACGCACUCUACAUAGCUUAAAACUAGGAGCUUUACGCAAACUAAGGAAAUGGAAAAAGAGUCAAGAGUGCGUCUCUUCAGAUUCCGAGUUGAGCACAAUGAAGAAAACCUGGGGAAUAAGAAGCAAAUCUUUGGACAGAACUGCCCGAAACCCAAAGACAAAUGCUCUGGAGCCAGGAUUCAGUUCCUCUGGCUGUAUUAGCCAAACACAUGAUGUCAUGGAAAUGAUCUUUAAGGAACUUCAGGGAAUAAGUCAGAUCGAAACAGAGCUUUCUGAACUACGAGGGCAUGUCAAUGCUCUUAAGCAUUCCAUCGAUGAGAUCUCCAGCAGUGUAGAGGUUGUACAAAGUGAAAUUGAACAGCUACGUACAGGGUUUGUCCAGUCUCGGAGGGAAACCAGAGACAUCCAUGAUUAUAUUAAACACUUAGGUCAUAUGGGUAGCAAGGCAAGCCUGAGAUUUUUAAAUGUGCCUGAAGAAAGAUUUGAAUACGUUGAAAGUGCAGUGUACCAAAUUCUAAUAGAUAAAAUGGGUUUUACAGAUGCACCAAAUGCUACUAAAAUUGAAUUUGCUCAGAGGAUAGGACACCAAAGGGACUGCCCAAAUGCAAAGCCUCGACCCAUACUUGUGUACUUUGAAACCCCUCAGCAAAGGGAUUCGGUUUUAAAAAAAUCGUAUAAACUCAAAGGAACAGGUAUUGGUAUCUCAACAGACAUUCUUACUCAUGAUAUCAGAGAAAGAAAAGAGAGAGGGAUACCAUCCUCCCAGACAUAUGAGAGCAUGGAUAUAAAGCUGUCUACUCCAGAACCCAAAAUCAAGAAAAACAAUUGGCAGUCACCCAAUGACAGUGAUGGAGAGCUGGAAUCUGACCUCAACAGAAACAGUUAUGCUGUGCUUUCCAAGUCAGAGUUUCCAACAAAGGGAAGUGCUUCCAAGUCAAGUUCAAAAUCGCACAAUGCCAGAGCCAAGAAUAAAACUGCUAGUAGCAGCAGAAUCUCGAGUAAAUCAGAUUAUGAUAAAAUUUCUUCACAAUUGCCAGAAUCGGGUAACUUGGAACGACAAAUCACAACCCAUUAUGCAGAUGAAACGACCCUCUGGCAUUCACAGAGUGAUUUUUUCACUGCUAAACUUAGUCGUUCUGAAUCAGAUUUUUCCAAAUUGUGUCACUCUUACUCAGAGGAUUUUUCAGAAAAUCAGUUUUUCUCUAGAACUAAUGGAAGCUCCCUCCUGUCAUCUUCAGACCAGGAACUUUGGCAGAGGAAACAGGAGGGCACACCUACCUUGUAUGACAGUCCUCAGGAUCAAGGUUUGAAUGAGGUUGUUCAGGGUGUCCAAGGGCAGAGUAAAAUUGAGAACACAGAAACUGUGGAUAGCGGAAUGAGUAAUGGCAUGGUAUGUGCAUCUGGAGACCAAAGUCAUUACAGUGAUUCUCAGCUCUCUUUACAUGAGGAUCUUUCUCCAUGGAAGGAAUGGAAUCAAGAAGAGCAAGGAACUGAUUUAGGUUUAGAUUCAUCCACCCAGGAAGCUUUCUACUAUGACACAAACAGUCUAUCUGAUCAACAACUAGAUGUUUACAAUAAAGACCUAGAAGACUUGGGAAAGUACCACAGUGACCUUCAGGAUGACUCUGAGAGCUAUGAUUUAACCCAAGAUGACAAUUCAUCUCCAUGCCCUGGGUUGGAUAAUGAACCACAAGGCCAAUGGGCUGGCCAAUAUGAUUCUUAUCAUGAGGCUAAUUCUAAUGAGUUGUACCAAAAUCAAAACCAGUUGUCUAUGAUGUAUCGAAGUCAAAGUGAAUUGCAAAGUGAUGAUUCGGAGGAAGCCCCACCGAAAUCUUGGCAUAGUCGGUUAAGCAUUGACCUUUCUGAUAAGACUUUCAGCUUCCCAAAAUUUGGAUCUACACUGCAGAGAGCUAAAUCAGCCUUGGAAGUAGUAUGGAACAAAAGCACACAGAGUCUCAGUGGGUAUGAGGACAGUGGCUCUUCCUUAAUGGGGAGAUUUCGGACAUUGUCCCAAUCAACUGCAAAUGAAUCAAGUACCACCCUUGACUCUGAUGUCUACACAGAGCCUUAUUACUACAAAGCAGAGGAUGAGGGGGACUACAGUGAACCAGUGGCUGAUAACGAAACAGAUUAUGUUGAAGUGAUGGAACAAGUCCUUGCUAAGCUAGAAAACAGGACUAGUACUACUGAAACAGAUGAACAAAUGCAGAAAUAUGAUCGCCUUUCAUAUGAAACACCUUAUGAAACCCCACAAGAUGAGGGUCAUGAUGGGCAGGCAGAUGAAGUGACUAGUGAAGGGGGCUUAGAACCCUUAAAUGAGACACCAGCUGAAAUGGAAAUAAAAGAAGAUGAAAACCAAAACAUCCCUGAACAGCCUGUGGAAAUCACAAAGCCAAAGAGAAUCCGUCCCUCUUUCAAAGAAGCAGCUUUAAAAGCCUAUAAGAAGCAAAUGGCAGAAUUGGAAGAGAAGAUCCUGGCUGGAGAUAGCAGUUCUGUGGAUGAAAAGGCUCGAAUAGUAGGUGGCAAUGAUUUGGAUGCUUCCAAAUUCUCUGCACUUCAGGCAUUUGGUGGGGCUGGGCGGGGACUUUAUGGGAUCGACAGUAUGCCAGAUCUCCGCAGGAAGAAGACUUUGCCUAUUGUACGAGAUGUGACUCUGGCUGCCCGGAAAUCUGGACUCUCCCUGGCUAUGGUGAUUAGGACAUCACUAAAUAAUGAGGAACUGAAAAUACAUGUCUUCAAGAAGACCUUGCAGGCUUUGAUCUACCCCAUGUCCUCCACCACCCCACACAAUUUUGAGGUCUGGACGGCUACAACACCUACCUACUGUUACGAGUGUGAAGGGCUCCUGUGGGGCAUUGCCCGGCAAGGCAUGAAGUGUCUGGAGUGUGGAGUGAAAUGCCACGAAAAGUGUCAGGACCUCCUGAACGCUGACUGUUUGCAGAGAGCAGCAGAAAAGAGCUCUAAGCAUGGUGCUGAAGACAAGACUCAGACCAUUAUUACAGCCAUGAAAGAAAGAAUGAAGAUCAGGGAGAAAAACAGGCCAGAGGUGUUUGAAGUAAUUCAGGAAAUGUUUCAGAUUUCUAAAGAAGAUUUUGUGCAGUACACAAAGGCGGCCAAACAGAGUGUGCUGGAUGGGACAUCUAAGUGGUCAGCAAAAAUAACUAUUACAGUGGUUUCUGCACAAGGCUUGCAGGCAAAAGACAAAACAGGGUCGAGUGACCCAUAUGUGACAGUUCAAGUUGGAAAGAACAAAAGAAGGACUAAAACCAUUUUCGGAAACUUGAAUCCAGUAUGGGAUGAGAAGUUUUAUUUUGAGUGCCAUAACUCCACAGAUCGAAUCAAAGUCAGAGUCUGGGAUGAAGAUGAUGACAUUAAGUCCAGAGUCAAGCAACAUUUCAAAAAGGAGUCAGAUGAUUUUCUGGGACAAACAAUUGUAGAAGUGAGGACCUUGAGUGGAGAAAUGGAUGUCUGGUACAACUUAGAGAAACGGACAGAUAAGUCAGCUGUAUCUGGGGCCAUUCGAUUGAAAAUCAAUGUGGAAAUAAAAGGAGAGGAGAAGGUUGCUCCAUAUCAUAUACAAUAUACAUGUUUACAUGAGAAUCUGUUCCAUUACUUGACUGAAGUGAAAUCUAAUGGUGGAGUGAAAAUCCCAGAGGUCAAAGGGGAUGAAGCCUGGAAGGUUUUCUUUGAUGAUGCUUCCCAAGAAAUAGUUGAUGAAUUUGCCAUGCGUUAUGGGAUUGAAUCCAUUUAUCAAGCUAUGACGCACUUUUCAUGUUUGUCUUCUAAAUACAUGUGCCCUGGUGUCCCUGCUGUCAUGAGCACCUUGCUGGCGAAUAUAAAUGCUUUCUAUGCUCACACAACAGUUUCAACAAAUGUACAAGUUUCUGCCUCAGAUCGAUUUGCCGCUACCAACUUUGGUAGGGAAAAAUUCAUAAAACUGCUGGACCAGUUGCAUAACUCUUUAAGGAUUGACCUGUCAAAGUAUAGGGAAAACUUUCCUGCCAGCAAUGCCGAAAGACUGCAGGACCUGAAGUCAACGGUUGACCUUCUAACAAGUAUCACCUUUUUUAGGAUGAAGGUUCUGGAGCUACAAAGCCCACCAAAGGCCAGCUUGGUGGUGAAGGACUGUGUCAGGGCUUGCCUGGAUUCUACAUACAAGUAUAUUUUCGACAAUUGCCAUGAACUCUAUUUCCAGCUGAUAGACCCGAGUAAGAAACAGGACAUUCCUCGGGAAGAUCAGGGACCAACCACCAAGAAUUUGGAUUUUUGGCCCCAACUUAUUACACUGAUGGUCACUAUUAUUGAUGAGGACAAAACUGCCUACACACCUGUCCUGAAUCAGUUUCCUCAAGAACUGAACAUGGGAAAAAUAAGUGCUGAAAUUAUGUGGACCCUUUUUGCUCAGGAUAUGAAAUAUGCACUAGAAGAACAUGAAAAGCAGCGGUUAUGCAAGAGCACCGAUUAUAUGAAUUUGCAUUUCAAAGUGAAAUGGUUUUAUAAUGAAUAUAUGCGAGAACUUCCUGCCUUCAAGGAUGCUGUUCCUGAAUACUCCUUGUGGUUUGAACCUUUUGUCAUGCAGUGGCUAGAUGAAAAUGAAGAUGUGUCAAUGGAGUUCCUUCAUGGAGCACUGGGAAGGGACAAAAAAGAUGGAUUCCAGCAGACAUCUGAUCAUGCCCUCUUCUCUUGUUCCGUGGUUGAUGUCUUUGCUCAGCUUAAUCAGAGCUUUGAGAUUAUUAAGAAACUGGAAUGCCCUAAUCCUGAAGCAUUAUCUCACUUAAUGAGAAGAUUUGCAAAGACUAUCAAUAAAGUACUGCUUCAGUAUGCUGCAAUUGUAUCUAGUGAUUUCAGUUCAUAUUGUCAUAAGGAAAACGUGCCCUGUAUAUUGAUGAACAAUAUUCAACAAUUGCGAGUCCAGCUGGAAAAAAUGUUUGAAUCUAUGGGAGGAAAAGAGCUAGAUCCUGAAGCUAGCACUAUUCUAAAAGAACUUCAAGUUAAACUCAAUGGGGUUCUGGAUGAGCUCAGCGUCACUUAUGGUGAAAGUGUCCAGCUGAUCAUUGAAGAGUGCAUAAAACAGAUGAGUUUUGAACUAAAUCAAAUGAGAACAAAUGGAAAUACCACAUCUAAUAAGAACAGUGCAGCAAUGGAUGCAGAGAUUGUAUUAAGACCUCUCAUGGACUUCUUAGACAAAACAUUAAGUCUCUCAGCAAAAAUCUGUGAGAAAACAGUCCUGAAGCGAGUUUUGAAAGAGCUAUGGAAGCUAGUCCUUAACAAAAUAGAAAAGCAGAUUGUUCUCCCUCCUCUGACAGAUCAAACAGGACCCCAGAUGAUUUUCAUCGCAGCUAAAGAUCUUGGACAAUUAUCUAAACUGAAGGAGCACAUGAUUCGAGAAGAUGCCAAGGGUCUGACACCAAGACAGUGCGCUAUAAUGGAGGUGGUCCUGGCUACCAUCAAGCAAUACUUUCAUGCAGGAGGAAGUGGCCUGAAGAAGAAUUUCCUGGAGAAAAGCCCAGAUCUUCAGUCUCUGAGAUAUGCUCUCAGUCUUUAUACCCAAACUACUGAUGCCUUGAUAAAGAAAUUCAUAGACACUCAAACCUCACAGAGUCGCUCCUCCAAAGAUUCAGUGGGUCAGAUAUCUGUUCAUGUGGACAUCAUCCCCACCCCAGGAACUGGAGAGCAUAAAGUCACUGUAAAAGUGAUUGCUAUUAAUGACCUACACUGGCAGACCACUGCAAUGUUCCGCCCCUUUGUGGAAGUUUGUAUACUGGGACCCAACCUUGGAGAUAAGAAGAGAAAACAAGGCACAAAGACAAAAAGCAACACCUGGUCACCAAAGUACAAUGAAACAUUUCAGUUCAUUCUGGCUAAUGGAAACCACCCAGGGGCAUAUGAACUUCAUCUCUCAGUUAAGGAUUACUGCUUUGCCCGAGAAGAUCGAAUUAUCGGAAUGACGGUAAUUCAACUACAGAACAUAGCGGAAAAGGGAAGCCAUGGGGCAUGGUAUCCCCUUUUGAAAAAUGUCUCUAUGGAUGAAACUGGUUUGACUAUCCUUAGAAUACUCUCUCAGAGGACCAGCGAUGAUGUGGCUAAAGAAUUUGUAAGACUUAAGUCUGAAACAAGAUCUGCUGAAGAGAGUGCUUGAAACAAAUACUGCAAGAUUUCAUCUUUGAGCAUUCGUAAACUUUAACUGUUUGACUACUGCAUGCAUGUGCAAAUACAUGGGAAUGUUUAUUUCACUAUGUUUCAGUGUUUGCCAGUACUCAAUGUCUGCAAGGUAUGUGAAAAACCUGCUGAACUUUUAUACCAAUUCUGGUCUUUGGGAAAUAAAUGUUCCAUGAAGUGCCAAAAUUAUGAUGCAAAGUGAAAUAUCUAGACUAUAUUUUAAAAUGUUUAUUUCAUUUCAUUACCCAUUUCUCACCUGUUAAACAUACUAAAA
Diceros bicornis minor is the source of this 10675-nucleotide messenger RNA. It is a transcript of the gene UNC13C, whose product is annotated as unc-13 homolog C. Gene Ontology annotation, biological process: neuromuscular junction development; synaptic vesicle maturation; dense core granule priming. Gene Ontology annotation, cellular component: presynaptic membrane; plasma membrane; terminal bouton. The record is from RefSeq and is a predicted model, not a curated record. NCBI's taxonomy places the organism in Eukaryota, Metazoa, Chordata, Mammalia, Perissodactyla, Rhinocerotidae. Bases 3734 to 10381 code for a protein of 2215 amino acids. Gene Ontology annotation, molecular function: diacylglycerol binding; calmodulin binding; calcium ion binding. The transcript has 33 exons.